UGCAAACACUAGAAGAAGCUGCAAAGACUGACAAGACGGGAUGGUUUAAGCGCACAGGCUGGCUGGAGUUCUUUAAGGACUGGAAUCUCGCUCAUCUAGCGCAUUAAGCCCGCCUGCCCAAUCACAGCGAGCGCAAGAUCAAGCUGGCUGCUCAGCUGACUGAAGGGCUGAUCAAAAGAAGCGUGAAAGGACUAGCUACGCUCCCGCAAGAGUUGAGGCGCUGGCUGCAGAGCGCAAAGCGAGAGGAGCCAGACGUGCGACCGUUGGCGCGCUUGCAGAAUCCGGAGAGUCAGGCAGUGUACACAAGCUACAUGGUGAGCGGAUUGUGCGCUUUGGAGAGCAGCAGAAUGCAGCCGCUUAUGCAGAAAGCUGCUCAGCAUCAGGCAGCGAGGAGGACAGCGAGGAGGACAGCGAGGAGGACGAUGACGGCAAGAGCAGUAAAGCUGAUAGUGACAGCCCGCGGCCCCGACGUACAACACGCAAUCGAACGCAGCUAGAUAGGGUGAAAGAUGCACGUGAGCUCUUCACGUGGACAGACGAGCAGAAGUUAUUUAGGAUCAAGCUAUGGGACGCGCUAGAUGGCAACAACAGAGCAGCUUAGACAGAGGCGCUUCUUGCGUCAAUCAGCUCGUUUGUCUUCACAACAUAUUAC
This is a messenger RNA of Didymella exigua CBS 183.55, 652 nucleotides long. RefSeq lists its product as uncharacterized. The transcript has 2 exons. Bases 312 to 497 code for a protein of 61 amino acids. NCBI's taxonomy places the organism in Eukaryota, Fungi, Ascomycota, Dothideomycetes, Pleosporales, Didymellaceae. The record is from RefSeq and is a predicted model, not a curated record.